Molecule: messenger RNA, 1398 nt
Organism: Gossypium raimondii (Peruvian cotton)
Lineage: Eukaryota; Viridiplantae; Streptophyta; Magnoliopsida; Malvales; Malvaceae
Product: protein NDL1
Exons: 11
Coding region: 102-1133 (343 amino acids)
Source: RefSeq, a predicted model, not a curated record
UUUGAAUUUAAUAUAUAGAAGAAAUUUGAAAAGGGAGAGAAAGAUUUGGUGGUAUAUAAGGCAUGGAAGCCAAUUCUAACGAAGAGAGAAAGUGAGGGAAAAUGGCAGAUUCUAGUGAUUCAAUUUCCAUUGAUAUGGAAACGAUCUCUCUUGGUGCCAAGGAGUACCUUGUUAAAACUCGCUGCGGAAUGGUUUCCGUUGCAGUAUUUGGAGACCAGGAUAAGCCGGCUCUUGUUACCUAUCCUGAUUUAGCUCUAAAUCAUAUCUCCUGUUUUCAAGGCUUGUUCUUUUCUCCAGAAGUUAAUUCCUUUCUCCUCCACAAUUUUUGCAUAUAUCAUAUAAGUCCUCCAGGGCAUGAGGUAGGAGCUGCCCCAAUCGGUUCUGAUGACCUUAUGCCUUCUGUUGAUGACUUGGCAGAUCAGGUUCUUGAGGUUCUCAACUUUUUUGGGCUUGGCGCUGUAAUGUGUAUGGGGGUUACAGCUGGAGCAUACGUUCUUACUCUAUUUGCUAUGAAAUACAGGCAGCGUGUCCUCGGGUUAAUACUUGUUUCUCCACUAUGCAGAGCGCCCUCAUGGACAGAAUGGUUGUUAAAUAAGGUGAUGUCAAACUUACUUUAUUUCUAUGGCAUGUGUGGAGUGGUGAAGGAGUUAUUGCUUAAGCGGUACUUCAGCCAGGAAGUUCGAGGUAGUGUUGAAGAAUCCGAAUCAGAUAUAGUUCAAGCAUGCAGAAGAUUGCUAGAUGAAAGGCAGAGUAUAAAUGUUCAGCAAUUCCUCGAAGCAAUGAAUGGGAGACGUGACCUUAGCGAAGGAUUAAGGAAACUGCAUUGCCGAUCACUAAUAUUUGUCGGGGAGAAUUCUCCUUUCCAUUCCGAGGCUCUCCACAUGACAUCAAAAUUAGAUAGAAGAUAUAGUGCCUUAGUGGAGGUUCAGGCAUGUGGAUCAAUAGUAACUGAGGAGCAGCCUCAUGCAAUGUUGAUACCACUGGAGUACUUUCUUAUGGGAUUUGGCUUAUACAGGUCGACUCUAAGUGUUAGCCGGAGAAGCCCAUUGAGUCCAACUUGCAUCUCCCCGGAGCUUCUUUCACCGGAAAGCAUGGGCUUGAAGUUGAAACCGAUUAAAACCCGGAUUUCUUAGGAAGUCCAAGAGAAGAUGACAGAGAAAGGGCAAGAUCACCUUCUUCUUCUUUUUUUGUUUAUAAUAAUAUAAUAUAUUAUGUAAGGGUGUUUAUGAGCAUUACUAGGGAUGUAGAUAGAGAAGGGAAGUAGAGAGAGAAGAUAAAAAGGAGAUUAUUGUCAAUUCUUUUAUUAGUUGAGUUGAAGUCAUUAUCAAUAUCUGUAAAUCAUGGGAAUAAUUAUUUUAUAAGAGAAAACGCUAAUAAUGUUAUGCUUUACUUUUUCCA